Molecule: messenger RNA, 312 nt
Organism: Cercopithifilaria johnstoni
Lineage: Eukaryota; Metazoa; Nematoda; Chromadorea; Rhabditida; Onchocercidae
Source: the annotation of a GenBank genome assembly
AUGUCUGGACGUGGUAAAGGUGGCAAAGGAUUGGGAAAAGGUGGAGCUAAACGUCAUCGUAAAGUGUUACGUGAUAAUAUCCAAGGAAUUACAAAGCCAGCAAUUCGACGUUUGGCACGUCGUGGUGGAGUGAAACGUAUCUCAGGACUGAUAUAUGAGGAAACACGUGGCGUUUUGAAAGUAUUCCUGGAGAAUGUGAUACGUGAUGCAGUAACAUAUUGUGAACAUGCGAAACGCAAGACAGUAACAGCUAUGGAUGUAGUUUAUGCGUUGAAACGACAAGGUCGAACACUUUAUGGAUUUGGUGGAUGA